GCGGGUUUACAACAGCAAGCAACUACUGUCUGUAUUACUACUAAACAUCUUCUGAUGUCAGCUGCCAAUUUCGCUUACACUUUUUUCAACGCAUCUUCGCACACCCUCGCCAGCCCUUAUUUCACCUCGCGCAUUUUCUCCUCUUUCUCUUUCUCUCUCCUCCCGCCGUCUCCCAGGUGCAUUUUCAAUCGCACUAGAACAAUUUCCGCCAUGGCUGGUGAUGCGAAGGUUAAAGCUGGUGAUACGAAAGCUAAACCUAAAACUGGUGGUAAGAAGAAGGAGGUGAAGAAAGAGACUGGUUUAGGGUUAACUUAUAAGAAGGCUGAGAAUUUUGGGGAGUGGUAUUCUGAGGUUGUUGUCAAUGCUGAGAUGAUCGAGUAUUACGAUAUCUCCGGGUGUUACAUUCUGAGGCCAUGGACUAUGUCCAUUUGGGAGUCUAUGCAAGAAUUUUUUGAUGCGGAAAUAAAAAAGAUGAAGAUCAAGAACUGCUAUUUCCCUCUGUUUGUCUCACCUGGUGUAUUGGAGAAGGAGAAGGACCAUAUUGAGGGUUUUGCCCCAGAGGUUGCAUGGGUAACAAAGUCUGGACAAUCUGACUUGGAAGUACCUAUUGCUAUUCGUCCCACUAGUGAGACUGUCAUGUAUCCAUACUACUCAAAGUGGAUCAGGGGACACCGUGACUUGCCUUUAAGACUUAAUCAGUGGUGCAAUGUUGUCCGCUGGGAAUUCAGCAACCCUACUCCCUUUAUCAGGAGUCGUGAAUUUCUCUGGCAAGAAGGCCAUACAGCUUUUGCAACACAGGAAGAGGCAGAUGCUGAGGUUCUAGAUAUAUUGGAACUAUACCGGCGAAUAUAUGAAGAAUUUUUGGCUGUUCCAGUUUUCAAGGGAAAGAAGAGUGAAAUGGAGAAGUUUGCUGGUGGAUACUACACUACAAGUGUUGAGGCUUUUAUUCCAAACACUGGGCGUGGUGUACAAGGUGCAACCUCACACUGUUUAGGGCAAAAUUUUGCAAAGAUGUUUGAGAUAACAUACGAAAAUGAGAAAGGAGAGAAGGCAAUGGUUUGGCAGAACUCAUGGGCGUACAGUACCAGAACGAUAGGGGUCAUGGUGAUGACACAUGGCGAUGACAAAGGCCUAGUUCUGCCUCCAAAAGUAGCAGCUGUCCAAGUCAUUGUGGUGCCUGUCCCUUUCAAAGAUGCAGAUAUGCAAGGAAUUUAUGAUGCUUGUACUUCCACUGUCAAGAUAUUGAAUGAAGCAGGUCUUCGGGCUGAGACAGAUCUUAGGGAUAACUAUUCUCCUGGCUGGAAGUACUCACACUGGGAGAUGAAAGGUGUUCCUUUGAGACUUGAGAUUGGACCAAAGGAUUUGGCCAAUAGUCAGGCUCGUGCUGUUCGACGUGACAAUACGGAAAAGAAGGAUAUCCCAAUGGCUAAUUUGGUCGAUCAGGUGAAAGAGUUGCUGGACACAAUUCAACAGAACAUGUUUGAUGUUGCAAAGCAGAAGAGAGAUGAGUGCAUCAAAGUAGUUAGGACGUGGGAUGAGUUUAUUGAAGCUUUGGGCCAGAAGAAACUGAUCUUGGCUCCUUGGUGUGAUGAAGAGGAAGUUGAGAAGGAUGUCAAAGCUCGAACAAAAGGUGAGAUGGGGGCUGCGAAGACUUUGUGCUCACCGUUUGACCAGCCAGAGUUGGAAGAAGGUACCCUUUGCUUUGCUUCUGGAAAACCAGCUAAGAAGUGGACAUAUUGGGGCAGAAGCUACUAAAUGUCUGCGUUAUGAUUUUCCAGUGUUCUGACAUGAAAGAUAGCAGUCACUCGAACUACUGUGUACUACUCCAAAUACUCCCUUCAUAUUGCCAGGUUCCCGGUGUUCUUAUUCUUACCAAGAGUGGUAGCUCAUUUUCCAGGACUUUGGUAGAUUGUAUCGAUUCUUCUUGACUUGAAUUUGAGUUGGAGAAAAAGGAUAUCUUUGUACAAUUCAAUCCCCCUUUUGAUACUAA
Messenger RNA from Beta vulgaris subsp. vulgaris (sugar beet), 1990 nucleotides. Its product is annotated as proline--tRNA ligase, cytoplasmic. Gene Ontology annotation, molecular function: proline-tRNA ligase activity; ATP binding. NCBI's taxonomy places the organism in Eukaryota, Viridiplantae, Streptophyta, Magnoliopsida, Caryophyllales, Amaranthaceae. Gene Ontology annotation, cellular component: aminoacyl-tRNA synthetase multienzyme complex; cytoplasm. The transcript is spliced from 13 exons. Bases 55 to 1755 code for a protein of 566 amino acids. The record is from RefSeq and is a predicted model, not a curated record. Gene Ontology annotation, biological process: prolyl-tRNA aminoacylation.